AUGGAGUGGAAUUCGAAAUCGACAAGAGGGUUCGACUGUGAUGGUGUCGAGCCAACUGAAAUCCCCCUACGUGUAAUUAAGACUGACAAAGAUGUGGACAUAGCAGCAUCUUUAUGUAAUGGUUUUGUAAGUGGAUCUUCUUCAAGAAAUCCUUUUGUAACAUCUGGUUCUUUGCCUGUUAGCAAUAAAUUGGACGAAAACUUUAUCUGGAUGGAAAAGAUACGUGGAAGCUCAGGAGAAUCGUUUAAUAGUUUAGAACUUGGAAAACAGAAAGUGUAUGGAUUGGCAUCUUCAAUUCCAGUGUCGUGUAAUGCUACAAAAAGAUCGAGGGCGUCUUAUCAGAAAAUGCAGAAUCCUUGCUGCCAAGUUGAAGGGUGCAAUCUUGAUCUUACAUUAGCAAAAGAUUAUCACCGGCGUCAUAGAAUCUGUGAAAGUCAUUCCAAAAGCCCCAAGGUAAUUGUAGCAGGAAUGGAAAGGCGCUUUUGCCAACAAUGCAGCAGAUUCCAUAGCUUGUCGGAGUUUGAUGAUAAUAAGAGAAGCUGUCGAAGGCGCCUUUCUGAUCACAAUGCUAGACGACGUAGGCUGCAGCCUGAACCGAUCCAUUUCAGCUCAGCAGGACUGUCUUCUUCAUUAUAUGAGAGGACAUCACAGAAUGUGCUGUUUAACGUAUUCCCUAUCUCGGGUUCAAAUCGAAGGGGGGAAAGUAUCUGCAAUUCUAUGCUGACACAAGCCAGCGAUUCCCUCUUUAGGCAUUCAAAGACUGGAGGAAUUGAUAAACGACCGUGUUUUCCCGGUGAUGAAAUUCCUUCUGCGGUCUAUAACCUAAAAGUUGAGUCAGAGAGGUUAUUGUCCCUUCAAAGCACGAAUCCUCGGGUCCUAGAUCAAUAUCUUCCGAGUGCUUCCUCUCUUCUGUCAAUCGAUAAUCCUUGGAGUUUGAAUCUGGAUGAAUCCAUUUCUAUGGAGGGCUUAAUGCAGGGAAACGCCAGUGUGGACAAUCCGAUUAGGCUGCAUAACUGGUCAUUUGUUCAAGCUGCAGCAGACGAAGGGCCUUCUGUUUCUCCGGUAAGAAUUCUUGCCAUAGUAACUUCUAGCAAGAAUGUGUUGCAACUUCUCCGAGGAGCAAGAUUUAAGUCAAGCACUCUCGAUCGAUCCCUGAAAUUCCCCAAUUCUGAGGGUUUUGGUGAACGAGGUCUAGAGCGUCAAAAUCCUCAUGCAGAAGAUAUAAAAUUUUUGAAGAAUUUGUGCUGUGAAAACUUUUUUGCUAAAGGAAAAUGCCGGAGGGUCCAAAAUUUCCGGGAAUUAUAG
Fraxinus pennsylvanica is the source of this 1305-nucleotide messenger RNA. The record is from the annotation of a GenBank genome assembly. NCBI's taxonomy places the organism in Eukaryota, Viridiplantae, Streptophyta, Magnoliopsida, Lamiales, Oleaceae.